AUGGCCUACGACUGCUACUGCGCCAUCUGCGGUGUCGGCUUUUGUGGAAUGCUCAUCGAAACUCCCUCAGAAACAGCAACGGAGCGUCGAAGGCGGUGGAUUGAAAAGAGAUCUCAGGCCCUCCAAGCGGGUCAGUCUAUCGACCAGGUUCCCCAGGAGGGUGAAGAGCCCGUUCGCAGUUACGAUCCCAAGAUUGUUAGCUGGGAAAACGUAGCAUGGCUCUAUAAGGCAUACUGUCUCGGAUUCAACCCUCAAGCCGCCUCGGGAAAGGGAAAGACAUUUGUAUCCGGACCGGGUUAUUAUGCAGACGUUGGAGAGAUUGCUAUCAAGUCGGGAACUGACGCUGUACCGGGUCAAGACCGGAACGUUUAUACCUGCUAUGGCUCCGGGACUGACGACACCCCCGGACCAGUCAUCCCCUUCCACGGAUGCUGCUUUGAGAUCCUGACCCGCGUCCUCACCGGCUCCACCGAUAGUUCAGCAAUCGACAUGAAAGUACUGUACAAUGUUAUGACGGAGUUGAGCAACGAAUCCUCCUCCGCUUUGCGACUGAACUAUGGCGACGACAUUCGGCGGGCGCAAGGCCGGUACUGGGAGUGCAUCCCUGGCGCAGAGUACUGCGCGACUCAUCCAACCGAGACAUCCGGUUUAGACGACUUUCUUAAAAAGGAUAUGACCACGGACAGCAAAUUCAAACAGUCAUUCGCACAUUUCGAUCUCAAGGGCCGCUCGCCUGCCAGCCCCUUCGGCAAGCUCCCACUCGAACUCGUGUAUCAGAUCUGCUCAUACCUGCCUGGGGAUUCGCUCAAGGCAUUGACUCAGGCGUCACUGAGCAUUCAGAUUGUCACUCAGGACAACUGGUUCUGGAAACGAUUUAUCCAGUGGGAUAUGCCAUGGUUCUGGGAAUUUUACACCUCGCAGAACCCCAAGGAUUUGCCGGCCGAUGUCAACUAUAAGCGCUUGUACAUGUGGCUCGACAAGAUGACCGCUGCUCGCUACGGCAUGGACGACCUGGCACUGAUUGGAGUUGCGAACCGUCGACGCAUCUGGGGCGUAUGUGAAGAACUGGCCAGUCAGUACCACAAGGCUGUGGCAGUAGCGUGA
Molecule: messenger RNA, 1104 nt
Organism: Aspergillus lentulus
Lineage: Eukaryota; Fungi; Ascomycota; Eurotiomycetes; Eurotiales; Aspergillaceae
Source: RefSeq, a predicted model, not a curated record